Messenger RNA from Dimorphilus gyrociliatus, 1715 nucleotides. The record is from the annotation of a GenBank genome assembly. Lineage: Eukaryota; Metazoa; Annelida; Polychaeta; Dinophilidae.
UUUUUCACUUGAAAAAUUAAUCAUUAAAAACUCUAAUAAAAAUUACAAUCAACUUCCGAGUUGUAUCGAAGAAUGUUACAAUAUGAAUAAGCUAAGAGAGUUGGAUCUAUCAGAUAAUUCAUUUGGAAAUUCAUCGGUACUUGGUUUAUUGCGAACCAUUUCAAAGUUCAAAGAUAACGUUUUAUCAAAGAUCUAUCUUCAGAAUAGCGAAUUGAAUGAGGAAUUUUUGUGCGAAUUUCGUCAAAUUAUUAAUCGACUAUCUCAUCUGUCAGUUUUGGAUAUUUCCUAUAAUACAUUUGGUGAUGAAGCUAUUAAGCAUUUUAUCGAAUCAUUCCAUCAAAAGUCAAUGAUACUUCAAUUAGAAGAGCUCUACAUUUAUCAGUGUAAAAUAUCCGUUGAUUGCCUAAGACCAAUGAUUUUAUACUUACUAACUAUUCCAUCGUUAAGAGUGCUCAAUUCGAAAAAAUCAACAUCAGAUAUUGAAUGGUUCAAUAGAUUAGAGCAGUACGAAUGUUUUAAAGCCGUAGACGAUAUUGACGAGGAAGUUUUUAAUUUGUAUAAACUUCGAAAAAUACAGUCUGAAUUGAAAGUAAUCAUACAAGACAAAUUCCUAAAGAUUACGAAAACAGUUAAAGUAUGCUAUCUAAAUAAAUUCAUUCAAGUUUUAGCGGAAGGUAACUUUCCAAUACAAGAUGUAAGAAUACACAAUAAUCUUUUAACUGACCAACUAAUAAACAAUCUACAAAAGUUAGAUUUUAAUGAAAGAGAAUCAAACAUAUUUGAACUUUCUAAGGUAUUCAUUAAAGAAAAUAAAGAAAUUGAUGAAAUAUUUAAAAAGAUGCCCGAACUAGGAAGGAUAAGAUUUUCUAGACAGAAUUUUUCACCAAACAUCUGGAAGAAUAUCUUCAAUUCUAUUUCUGAGAAUUGUCAUAAUUUACGUAAAGUGAUAGUUGUUGAAUGUAAUACUGGUAUUGAAAUUUCUACCACUAUGUCAAAGCUUUUAUUGAAUAAUCAACUCGUAAUAGUAAUCGACUUUAGAGGAGUUUUCGUAGAAAGAUCAAUUUUAGAGGCGUUAGAAAAUUGUAACCGAAUAAGGGAAUUAUACCUCUGGAAUUGUUCAAUAUCUUCAAAUAAUGCAUAUUUUCUUGGAAAAGCGCUUAAUAAUAAACACAACCUUUCAAUUCUUGAUGUGGGAAGAAACGAUUUAGAGGUCAAAGGUGGAGAAUAUCUGUUAGCAGCAAUAAGGAAAAGUUGUCAUUCUAUUACUCGUAUUAGUUUAAGAAAAUGUGGUUUUAAUUCUAAAAUUAUUGAUUAUAUCGGUGAAACGAUUGCAGUUUUAAAGCAUUUAGAAGUGUUAGAUAUCAGCGAAAACGAUUUUGGAGGAAAGUUUACCACUGCUAUUCUUUCUAAAAGAAUUUUUAACAAUAAUACCAAUAUACAAAAGCUUUAUCUAAGCGAUUAAGACAAUGAAUUUGGAUCAAUUCUAUCAUCUUUUAUAGGAUAUCAGAAAUAUUUGAAGGUCAUUCAAUAGAAGAUUUGGAUUUCAAUUUCUCUUGUAACUAAUUUGGUGAGAGAUUAGUGAAUAGUUUAAUGGAAAAGCGUUCAAAGAAUAACCUUAGAGUCGUUUUUAAUAUCAAAAAGUGACGCUACAGAAGGCUUUUUAUUACAGUUUCUAUUUACUAUAAAUAAAGUCUAAAACAAUGUAAUUUAGUUUU